Oncorhynchus mykiss (rainbow trout) is the source of this 1287-nucleotide messenger RNA. Its product is annotated as dnaJ homolog subfamily C member 9. Gene Ontology annotation, cellular component: nucleus; cytoplasm. NCBI's taxonomy places the organism in Eukaryota, Metazoa, Chordata, Actinopteri, Salmoniformes, Salmonidae. Gene Ontology annotation, molecular function: heat shock protein binding. The record is from RefSeq and is a predicted model, not a curated record.
ACGCUACGUACACUCCGUUGACAGGACAGCGCGCCAAAUUUUGUAAACAAAGCAAGUGAAGCUUUCAACCAGAUAUCCACCAUUUUGAUAAAGAGGAAGGUUUCAAGGUCGCAGUUGUAAAUGAGAACUUGCCUCAACUGGCCUACCUGGUUAAAGAAAGAUCGGGAUGUGGCUACUCGACCAGUGUCAAGCACUGUUCAACACCUCCAGCCUCUAUGGGGUGCUGGGCGUUUCCAAGGAGGCGACAGACGCAGAGAUCCGACACAGCUACUACAAGGUGUCGCUCAGGGUUCACCCAGAUCGUGCUCCCGAAGACUUGCAGGCAACAGAGAAAUUUCAGGUGCUUGGGAAGUUAUAUGCCGUGUUGAGUGACAAGGAGCAGAGGGCAAUGUAUGAUGAGCAGGGACUUGUGGCUGAGGAAUCUGACUCACUGCAGCAGGACCAAUGCUGGGAGGAGUACUGGAGGUUGCUGUUCCCUAAGAUCACAUUGGAGGACAUCCAGGAGUUUGAGAGGAAGUACAAAGGCACGGAGGAGGAGAGGCAGGAUGUGAUGCAGAUUUACCUGCAGCACCAGGGGAACAUGGACGCCAUCAUGGCCUCAGCCCUGUGCUGCUCUCAGGAGGACGAGCCCAGGAUCACAGCCCUUAUACAGACAGCCAUCCAGGCAGGGGAGCUCACGGCCUACCCUGCUUUCACCCAGGAGAGCACCAGGAAGAAGAAAACACGCAAACAUAAGGCUGAUGAAGAAAGACAAGAAGCUGAGGAGAGGCAGAGAGAGAUGGGACUCAAUGAUGCUGAUGACAGUCUUGUAAUGAUGUUAAAGCAAAAGCAGAAGUCCAGAGAGCAGAAUUUGAACUCUUUCCUGUCUGACCUGGAAGCCAAAUACUCCAAGGGAGGAAAAGCCAAAGCAGGAGGGAAUGGAAAAAAGUGAAGACUUCAAACCCUUGAAGUUAAGACAAGGUAGAGGUUAAGGUCAAAUUGUUAUCAACUUGACAACUGCAUGCCCCCUAGUCACACAUCUAUCACGUAUUUCUAUACAAAUGAUCUUACAAUGAUCUAAGCUCCGCUAGCUCUCUGCUGAAAGUAGAAUAUGGCUUCUACUGCAGUGAGGUGAAUCGUCCCAGUACUUAAACAGCCCCUCUAUUCCCUCGAAAGUCUCCUGUGCCUUACACUAAGCCCUCAUCACAUUAAGGUUUGUUAGGAAAACAUCUAACACCUACCUUUUAGUUGGCGUCUCUCUGCUUGUCUUUUCUCUUCCCAUUAAGGUAUGCUAUGUGAAACCCCAAA